Erpetoichthys calabaricus (reedfish) is the source of this 1089-nucleotide messenger RNA. RefSeq names its product smx5 (gene lsm2). Gene Ontology annotation, molecular function: RNA binding. Gene Ontology annotation, cellular component: U4/U6 x U5 tri-snRNP complex; P-body; catalytic step 2 spliceosome. Lineage: Eukaryota; Metazoa; Chordata; Cladistia; Polypteriformes; Polypteridae. The transcript is spliced from 5 exons. The record is from RefSeq and is a predicted model, not a curated record. Gene Ontology annotation, biological process: mRNA splicing, via spliceosome. The coding region runs from base 10 to 378 and encodes 122 amino acids.
CAUCACUAAAUGAUAUCUAUUGGUCAGUUCAACUGUCGCGAUUUAUCAGUCAUAACUGCAUGUGAGGCGCAGAUCUCGGCUUUUUUGAAAAUGUUGUUCUACUCAUUUUUUAAGUCCUUAGUUGGGAAGGAUGUGGUGGUGGAACUAAAGAAUGAUUUAAGUAUCUGUGGCACUCUUCACUCAGUUGACCAGUAUCUGAACAUCAAACUAACAGACAUUAGUGUUACUGACCCAGAAAAGUACCCACACAUGCUGUCCGUGAAGAACUGCUUCAUUCGAGGAUCAGUAGUACGGUAUGUUCAGCUUCCUGCUGAUGAGGUGGAUACCCAGUUACUUCAAGAUGCAGCACGAAAGGAGGCUGUGCAGCAAAAGCAGUAGAUUUCUGUUUUUUUUUUCUUUUGGAUUAGAAAUACAUUAUUUCUUGAAUAGCAUAAUCAAUUUUUGUAUGUUUAAUUGAUUUGUACUAUUCUCCUCACCUCCCAACUCCCACAAGUAUUAAAAAGAAAAAUCCAAUUGAAAUGUUUGUGUUUAUAAUGUUAGAUUGCAAUACUUUUUAUUUUUAAUCCCAGCAUUGUAUUCUGUUGUUAAGUAAAUUCAGUUUGAUUUUGAAAUAAAAUACAGAUAAAGAGGAGAGCUGUUAGUCCCAGCAUUGUAUUCUGUUGUUGUUAAGUAAAUUCAGUUUGAUUUUGAAAUAAAAUACAGAUAAAGAGGAGAGCUGUUAAUCCCAUCAUUGUAUUCUGUUGUUGUUAAGUAAAUUCAGUUUGAUUUCUGAAAUAAAAUACAGAUAAAGAGGAGAGCUGUUAGUCCCAGCAUUGUAUUCUGUUGUUGUUAAGUAAAUUCAGUUUGAUUUUGAAAUAAAAUACAGAUAAAGAGGAGAGCUGUUAAUCCCAUCAUUGUAUUCUGUUGUUGUUAAGUAAAUUCAGUUUAAUUUCUGAAAUAAAAUACAGAUAAAGAGGAGAGCUGUUACAUUGAUAUGUUUUUUAGUUCUGUAUUUUUCCCCAUCAGUUAUGCAUUUAUCAAAAGAAAGUAGUGGCUAAAGCAAGUGUGUGAUGCUUGUAUAAAAAAUGAUUAAAAACAAUGCAAAUUUGA